This is a messenger RNA of Moneuplotes crassus, 1917 nucleotides long. The record is from the annotation of a GenBank genome assembly. NCBI's taxonomy places the organism in Eukaryota, Ciliophora, Spirotrichea, Euplotida, Euplotidae.
UCAAGAUUGAUGAAAAAAUCUGCUAAUUUUGCCCUUGACUCAGUCAGAGGGCUUGAUAUGUACCCAAAGACAAUCAAACUUACCUACAAAGGCAACGAAGAGUUCAAAACCCUACUUGGAGGAGUUGUAUCUCUGGGAAUCAAAGUGGUGAUCCUGAUCUACACAUGGACAAUGUUCAGCAUCAUGCUUUCAAACAAGAACAGUUCAAAGAGCAUAAAUACUUCUGUCAAAAAUCUCAGACGGGACAAUGAGAUAGUAGAUCUACAAAGUAGCACAUUCCAGUUUGCAAUUACAGGAAUCUUAAAUGAAGACGAUAUAGAUAUCAUGAAUUUUGAAGAAGCAUUCACACCCGAAGUCAGAAUUAUUACAAAAUUAGCAAAUGAGACUACUUUCAGAAAUGUGACUGUUGGACUAACAGAAUGUGGAAAUAAUUUUAAGUAUGCGAAUCAAACUGAGGUGAAAGAUCUUGGAAUCAAUGAGUAUUACUGUCCUAAUAGCAGAGAGUUCAAAUUGCAAGGGAAUGUGUUGUCAGAUGCCUACCAAUACUUUGAAAUCAACUUUAAUAGAUGAGAUAAUGCCACUAGCUCAGUAACAUGUCUCACUACAGCACAAAUUGACCAGAAGGUACAAGAGCUUGAAGUCGGAAUCUAUGUGGUCAACUCAUACUUUGACUUCGAUGACUAUAAUAGUCCAAUAAAGACUUACAUAGACGAUAGAUUCUUUUAUUACUUAGUUCCAGGGAACACUGUGACCUCGAAUGUAUACAUCCAGAAAAAUGAGAUUGAAACUCAGGAUAACUAUUUUGCUUACAAACCUGGAGGCAAGAAGAGCGACAUCUAUGAGAUCAGGAGAAUAGACAACAGAUUCUCUAUUGAGGAUACAGAAUCAUAUAACCUACUAAACGUGAGGUUUGUGAAAGAUCCCUUCACACAGUCAUACGAUAGAGGAGUCAUCACCAUUUUGGAUGUCAUUGGGAACAUCGGAGGACUGAUGGGAGUAUUCGUUGUUGCAGGAGGAUUCAUUGUCAAUCUGUUCUCUGAAAAGCUUUUCUUCUAUUCAAUAUUCUCCAAUAUGUACAAAGUUGAAAAGCCUGAUAAUUCUCCCGUGAUUCACGCGACUUCAUUGAAAAUUCAAAAUUUUGAAAAUGAAAAAGAAAAUCAGGGGAUUCAACUCUCUUUGUCUGAAGUUUCUUCAGAUGAAAAUUUCUCAAAGAAGGACCUAUCUGAAAAAGCCAAACAAGCGAUGCUUAGACGAGCAAAAUAUGAUUGGAAACUAACUGAUCUUAUCUACAACACUCUCGGUGUCUUCUCAGUUGUGUUCCGUUGCUGUCUCAACAAGAAGAACCCCAUGAACAUCCACCAGAGACUGAAGCUGUUUGAGAUUGCAGAGCAGAAGUAUGUCAGAGAACUUGAUGCAGUUGAGUUUUCGAAGAACAUGCGUAACCUCAAUACAUUGGUGGCUUCACUACUUGACAAGAAGGAACAGCUGCUGGUGCAACACCAAAAGUCGAAUGUGCUCAUUUUAGAUGAAUCCGAUGACGGAGAAAAACAAUUAAAAGAUGAUUUUCCAAAGUUAUUCGGCAAACCAGAAACAAAUGGUGAUUAUGCCAUAAGAAUUACAGAACUAAUGGAUGACUUUAAUGGAAAAUGGGAUUCAAAGACAUACAAAUUAAUUAACGGAGUUUGCUCAUUAAGAUCUACCCAGGAGCAAUAUUCAUCUCACCCUCAGGACAAUCAUAGCUUGUUCAGAAGAAAGACUCAUAACUUUAGUGCUCAGAAUUCUCACAAAGAAAUCGAAGAGGAGUCAAAAUUGAAUAAAGAUGCUUUACAGAAGACACCUGAAUACAUUUCUGGCAAAAUUCAAAACCCAAAAAUAUUAUCAGUCAGAUACCAAGACUUCUAACCAACUAAUUUCUGC